Molecule: messenger RNA, 1259 nt
Organism: Nematocida parisii ERTm1
Lineage: Eukaryota; Fungi; Microsporidia
Product: 26s proteasome regulatory subunit 7
Exons: 1
Coding region: 1-1248 (415 amino acids)
Biological process (GO): proteasome-mediated ubiquitin-dependent protein catabolic process
Cellular component (GO): proteasome regulatory particle, base subcomplex
Molecular function (GO): proteasome-activating activity; ATP binding; ATP hydrolysis activity
Source: RefSeq, a predicted model, not a curated record
AUGAACAACAGUGCCCAGGAGAACGGCUUAACGGAGAGCGAAGUAGAAUUAAUAACAAAUUAUGGGAAAAGUUAUUAUACGAACAGUAUAAUGCAGGUGGAGAAGGAGAUAAAGGAACUGUACAGCCGGAUAAACUCAAAGCUAGGCCUGCGUGAGGUAGAGACAGGGCUGGCACCGCCGAUGCUCUGGAAUUUAGCAAGCGAUGCGCAGCGGUCAAAAACCGAGAAGACCUUGCAAGUAGCUAGGUGCUGCAAGGUUAUGGAAGACCCUUCUGGAACAGACAGAUACAUGAUAAAUAUUAAGCAGAUUGCGAAGUUUAUUGUUGGAAGAAGCAAGUCUCUGAACAGAGAGGAUAUUUCCGAGGGGAUUAGAGUGGGCGUGGACCGAGUGAAGUAUCAGAUCAUGGUGCCUCUUCCAGCGAAGAUUGAUAACGCAGUUACGCUUAUGCAGAUAGAAGAAAAGCCUGAUAUUACGUAUUCUGAUAUAGGGGGCUGUGCGGAGCAGAUAGAAAAGAUCAAAGAGGUGGUGGAAAUGCCAUUGGUCAGCCCAGAAAAGUUCAUUAAGCUGGGGAUAGACCCACCAAAGGGAGUUCUAUUAUAUGGGCCACCAGGAACGGGGAAGACACUUUGCGCGCGUGCAGUGGCAAAUAGUGCCAAUGCCACAUUCAUCCGGGUAAUUGGAUCAGAAUUAGUCCAAAAAUAUGUGGGAGAAGGGGCAAGAAUGGUGAGAGAGCUGUUUGAGCUAGCCAAGUCAAAAAAAGCAUGCAUAAUAUUCUUUGAUGAGGUGGACGCCUUUGGAAGUACCAGGUUUGAUGGGGGAAACAAUGAAGUGCAGCGAACUAUGUUAGAGCUAAUUAACCAGCUAGAUGGGUUUGAGUCGCGAGGAAAUAUAAAGGUGCUUAUGGCAACAAACAGGCCAGAUACCCUAGACCCGGCACUUCUUAGACCAGGAAGACUUGAUAGAAAGGUUGAAUUUGCACUUCCAGACCUGGCUGGGCGCAGUGCUAUCCUUAAGAUUCAUACAAAGCCAAUGAGUGUAGAGAAAAACAUUCGAUACGAAUUAAUAGCAAGACUCUGCCCAAGUGCAACAGGAGCAGAAUUGCGCAGUGUAUGCACUGAAGCAGGGAUGUUCGCAAUUCGUGAAAGAAGAAAGGUGGCCACUGAAAAAGACUUUUUAUUGGCAGUUGAAAAGGUCAUCAAGGGAUACGCAAAGUUCUCUUCUACACCAAGAUAUCUGACAUACAACUAAAAUAAAGGGGC